Messenger RNA from Sycon ciliatum, 5759 nucleotides. RefSeq names its product ankyrin and armadillo repeat-containing protein-like. The coding region runs from base 583 to 5244 and encodes 1553 amino acids. Gene Ontology annotation, molecular function: protein binding. The transcript is spliced from 14 exons. Lineage: Eukaryota; Metazoa; Porifera; Calcarea; Leucosolenida; Sycettidae. The record is from RefSeq and is a predicted model, not a curated record.
CCAGUCCAGACUCCGAGUCUCAGGGCUGGGUGGAAAGUUGGAAACUGGAAAGCCAGACUCAGUCGAGUCAGUGCAUACUUGGCUUGAUUGUUGAGCACAGGCACACCACUACGGCACUAGAGCAACAGCCAGGUGUUGUCAUCAUGGUCAUGCAUGCAGCCGUCUCAACACAUUUGAUCUGGGAAUGAGAUGAGUUGAUCUACCCGGCGUCAAUCAACCACAAUGCACAGUGCAUUUUGCCCUUGAUACAGUAGUACAUGUACAAUAUUUGGGUAGCCGUCUUUGAUUUGUCAAACAGUUUGCUCCGUAUUUGAACAUCAAGUGGCCAGUCCGGCUCCCCUGAUAUAGAUACACCUUGGCUUCGAAGCAACGUUCCGGCGCAGGGUCAAGGUCAGCUCAAUGAAACCACGGAACUAUUAUACUUGAGAAGGUCCGCGCUAAACUGGGAAGGUAGAUGUGCAAGGGUGAGAAGAGCAAGAAUGCAUCCAAAUCGUUGAUUCAGAAAUAGUUCGGAUUGAUCAAUCAGUGAAAGCUUCAAGGCUACAAGUCCUGAUCUUAGAUAGACCUUGUUUUAGCAAAACCAUGGCUUCCAGGCCUCCCUCUCGUCCGGGGAGCGCGCUGGCACGGAAAUCCUCGAAAGGUCAAGCGGUCUCGCCGGGAGCAGCGGCAGCCGAAGCCAAGGCCAAUGCCCGAAAAGAGAUGGAGCGUAGAGCGGCUGCAGCCGUUCUAGCUGCAAAGGAGGCGUCGAUCUUCUUCGAGCGCUAUGAAAAGGCUGAGCUGCAGGAGGCACUGACACGUCGCUCGACGGACUGGCUGUUGAGCAUUUGGGAUGGCAGCUGCAAACAUUCCACAGAAAUGUCGGAUGGUCUUGCUCCUGGCUUGCCCAAACCGGACACACAGAAAAGCCUGCAGUCCAUGAGUGUGAGCAGCAUGCAGGCUUUGCCCAACCCUUGCAGCGUCCUGCUGAUCGAGCACUCUCCCAACUGGGAGCCACUGAAGCUGCGCGAGCUGCAGCAACUCAUUCGCGAGCUCGUCGUGGGCAUAUACGUGUUCAACCAGCUGCCAUGUGUUCAGUUCGAUGCCCUACCCAAUGGGUGUACCAGUGUUAGCAUGCCACAUGCUUACCAGGACACUCGACUAGGUCAGAUCAUGAUCGAGGUGUCCUACCAUCUGCAGUGCUUCCUGUACGGCACACACUUCUCUGGCGAUAAGCGAAGCAAGUUUGUGGAGAAGUGGCAGGAGUUGGUGAACCAGCGAUCGGACAUAACGACUAGCGGCCACAGCUUGACGGCAAAGGAGAAGCAAAAGGUGGCGGAGGUGGCAGCCGAGUUUGAAAUGGAAACACUGGCCGAAAACCCGGCAUUCGUUGCCGGCUAUCAAAGGCCAGUAUUCAAUAACCUACAGCGCUAUGUUGGCCACACACAUGAUGUGGCUGCCGUGGAGACACAAGCCCAGCUGAGCGCCGUCAGUGGCAAGCAUGUAUGGAAAGAGGCAGUGAGCAGCUCUUCACUGCAGCUGCUGCUCGUGCCCAAGCCUGUCAAGGCCUAUCGGACAAUGAUCAAGGUGGAUGCGGACUGGACGGUGAACAGUUCUGUCAGAUUACCCUCGGCAGGUAUUAGUGCUGAGAAGCGUGCACAGUUGCAGGCUCUUUUGCAGGAGCAGCGCGGCUUCGCCAUCAAGCAGCUCACGUGCCAUCCCAACCUGCGCGUACAGCUGAGAAUGCUGCGCUUUGCCACGUGCGUGGCCAUGUGGCUGACCAGCCUGCGCAAGCAGUUCUUUGUGCCCGAUGUCGACACUUUCCUGCCGGCAUUGCCCAACGAGCAUCUUAUAACGGACCGCGAGCUACCGCCCAUAUUUGUCAACAAGCCAGCACCGUGUGCACCUAUAUCAUCACGUACUCAGUACGUCACUGCCAGCGGUGGAGGUCUCGGAAUCAGAAAGGCGGCGCUGACUGCAGCAGAGCUGGAAAGGCCAAUAGCCGCCGCGCACGACUACGUUCACGAACUCGCCCGAGAGUGUCGUACGGAGGAGCUGUUUGAGUCUUCACCGACCCCACUCGGUGGCAAACAGUACUAUGUGAUGGGUGUCAUGCUGGAGAAGUACUAUCCAACAUCACCCAAGGUACCUCGUUGGAUACACGCUCUGUACAAUGAAAUGAACAUUUUGGUGACCAGGGUCGGCAUGGUAACAGAGCAGCGUGCACAAGACCAGUUUCGCCGUCACUAUGGAGACAAGAAAGCUGGGAAGCUAAAGCAGAUCAGCUUGGGACUGGUAGCGUCGGCACAGCGAGGACUAGCGGCUGUCUUUGAGUCAUUCUCCAAGCGGUGUGCGGAAAGCCGUGUGAAACAAGUGGAUCCAGUGUCAGGUCUCAGCCUGCUGCACCAUGCUGCUCUCAAUGACAGGGCCAACAUCAUUUCCAUACUGCUUCGAAUGCAAUGUGAUAUUGAUCAGGUGUCCGAAGAAGAGAGUGGCAGCCAAGGAAGCACGGCAUUGCACUACUCUGCUCAGUGCGGCCAUCUGGACACCGUGUCGGCACUGUUGAUGCACGGCGCACGGCCCCGGCUGUUCAACUCCAAUGGCUUCGCUUCGAUACACCUGGCUGCGAUGGCCAAUUCCAGUCACUGCGUGGAGCUGCUGUUCCAGCGAGACAACAACUUGCUUGAACUGACCACACAGGAUGGUACAAACUCCACGCCACUGCUCUUGGCUGUGGAGAAUGGAUGUUUGGACACAGUGAAGCUACUGAUGACGCUCGGUUCCGACGCACAGGCGACAAACUCCAGCAGACAGAACGCUGUUCAUCUGGCGGCUCGCCACCGCCGCAUUUGCAUCAUCAAGUUCUUCACGGAGGAUGAGCAGUGCAGAGAGGCAUUCAACACCUGGGACAUUCUGUCGCAAAUGCUUUCAGCAAAGCCUGAUGGUGAUGAGCCCAGUUGGGCCCUCUCUGUACUGGUUCCUCUAGCUGUUGUCAGCACCGGCAAUCUCAAGCACAUUGUUGAAGCUGGACUGAUCGCCGUGCUCAUUAAACUGAUGAGAUCGGCGCAGACCGCGGAGCAGGCCAUUCGCACUGUACGGCUCAUUGGCACGAACGAGGAGGUGCAGAAGGCGUUUGUGGAUGGCGGAGGGAUUCCCGUGCUGGUGGCACUGCUGUCCAAGGUUGCACCCGCCACUAACUGCCACGCAGCUGUCUUGAUGGCUGACCUCUUAGAAACGGAUAGACAACGACAGGCUGCCGUAGCACAGGCAAAGGCAUUGCCAGCACUUGUGCAACUGCUUGACUCUUCGGAAGAGCACAUCUUGCUGUGUGUACUGAGCGCACUGGCGCUGGCAGUGGCCGAGGAGAACUCUGCCAAUCAGGCGGAGGUAUGCGACUGUGGUGGAUUCCCGAAGAUUGUCGCCCUGCUGAGUGAGAACCAUGAUGCUGCCUCGCACCGGCUCUUUCGCGCUGCAUCAAAGCUCAUUGUCUGUCUGUGCACUGGCUGUCCCAGCAACCAGUUGGCACUGGUUGAAGCCGGCGGGACUGUGCCACUGCUAAACCUUGUCCAGUACGAGGAGCAUGUUGAUGUGCAGACAUCCGCAGCAUCAGCAAUCCGGUCUGUUGCGCUGAACAACGACAGUACCCAGCAGGCGGUGCGCGAUGCCGGUGGAGUCGAGCCUCUGAAGAGGCUGAUGAAGAAUCGCAACAUCGAAGUCAAAGUGUUUGCGGCCACGGCAGUUUGGGCUGUUGCCGGGCGGAAGCUAAUGUUCCGGCAACUAGUCGCCUCUCAGAUUGGCAUUGAUCAGCUGAUCACUCUCUGUGAGCUGCAAAACGAGGCACUGGAGAUUGUGGGAACUGAGGCUCUGUGCUCCCUGGCGCACGGUGCAAAGGCCAAUCAAGAAGCCAUUGCCGCAGCAGGUGGCGUUUUGCCUGUAGUGCGAUUGCUGCGGUCAAUAGCCAACAGCACCGAGCCGGUUCUUCUGCGUGCAGUGGAGACCAUCGGUAUUCUAUGCAUCGGACCAGCCAUGUGCCCGAACACAAGCAUCCAGGAGGCAGUCUCCAAGGCAAGCGGUCUGGACGUGCUCGUGCAGAUAGCCAACCGGCCGACGGCCUCCCAGCUGCUGCGGGCCAAGUCCAUCUGGGCACUGGCGUGCGUUACGCUGAAGAACACACAUAGUUGUCGGAUCCUUGCCAUGUCCAGCUUUCGUCUUGAUGUUCUACUGACGAUGUGGCACUACGCUAGUGUUGCGCAUCGCAAGAAGCUGAAGGGAGUGAGCGUGAGUCCACGCAAGAGAAAGACCGGUGCGGUGCAGGCACCGACGUCCGAUGGCGUGCAGGAACAGGCGAGCGCGGAGAGGAGCGGUGACAAGAUGACGGAAGACGUGCACCUGUACUGCGGCCGUGCUUUGAUCACGUUUGCGUUCGGCAACACGCACAUCCAGAAGAGUUUGGCCGAGCUGGGUGGCUUGAAUUACAGAGACUUCAAGCCUUUCAUGGACUCGGCUGAUCCAUCCUUGCAAGCCUACUUUGAUCUUCAGGUGGUGGUGGUAUCUCCGAUACUGCACGGAGCAGAUCAAGUCAGCCUGGCCGUGGAGGCCAUACGGCACCUGGUUGAUCUCCUGGAUGAUGAGAAUGACGAGGUUCAGAUGCUCGCCGCCGAUUGCCUAGCCAGUCUUGUGCACACACGUGCUGGCAUACCGGCCACUGUAGUCAAGGCUGGAGGAGUUGACGCCUUGCUGAAAAACCUGACUUCGCCGAUAGUUUCGGUUCUGGAUAGCGCAGCAGCGGCUCUGGGCUAUCUGUCGUUUGAUCCGCUGGCACGGCGUGUGCUACUCAAGGCGUGCCGCGACAUGCCCUUCCUGGUCGGGAAACUCUUCACACGCGCGGCCAAGAUCAGCCAGGAGUUCCUUGACGUCUGGGAUGAUGCAAAGCAUGUGGGCAUACCCACACUCAGCCUCGAGGCGAAUGGAGGAGUGCCACUGGUAUACAAAAGUCAUGAUCCGCAGCCAGAUUUCAACCGGAAGUCAAAGUUGGAGACCCAAGUGUAUUCACCAUCGCCUGGUGCUCAAGGCGUGUCGCAGGGCAGCAUGAGACCCAUGCGUCGGGCUGGCACUGGCCCGGAGCCAUCGCCCUGGUACAAGGCGAUGCAGCGCACUGCCGAGCGUGCCAGGGGCAUGGUGUACGACAGCCGCACCGGCAACACUGCUCAUCUUACGCACUCUGUAUCGCCAGGCAAUGGCAGCAUGACAGGCUGGAGGCUGAAGUAGAUACGGCACAAUGCACUUGGAUACAGCAUUGCCACGCGUGGAUCUGAAGGAAUCGCCACAGAAGAUAGUUUGAAUACAUCAGUGUAGCGAAAGGGUAUGUCUUGAAUCAUUUUACUGUGCCCACUGACGUUGAAUUACCGGCUGUGAAACUCACUUAGAUGUAGAUGAUGCUUCCAUCGUUUCACAUACUAUUCGAUGUGCACCAAUUUCCCACUCAUGUCACAGUGCAUGUGCUUGAAUUGGCUGACAGGCUAAACCUUCCACUCAGAGCACUAGGCAACUUGAAAAUUAUUUGUUUAUGCUUGAUCGGUUUUGAAACUCAAUUUUUUAUUCACUUGAAAUCAUUUGAGACAUCUCACAUUAGUGCGAGGGAUUAUCAACAGGUGUUUUCAGAUAAAUGCAUUGGUUACAGAAAGAAAUCUCAACCGUAUACAAUGCACUCUUGACAGCCCUGCUACUGUUUCGCUUGUUCAGCUGCAAUAUUCUCAUUACAUUUUAAAAUGUAUUCAACUCGA